AUGGCGGAAAACCGAGAGCCCCGCAGGGCCAUCGAGGCUGAGCUGGACUCGGUGGAGUAUACCCUUCGGAAGCGGCUCCCCCACCACCUGCCCCGGAGGCCCAAUGACAUUUAUGUCAACAUGAAGACUGACUUUAAGGGCCAGUUGGCCCGCUGCCCAAAGCUUCUGGACGGAGGGGCUCGGGGUCAGAAUUCAUGCAGUGUGAUCUACAUUCAUGACUUGGGCCUGGCAAUCAAUCGUGCCAUCAACAUUGCCCUACAGCUUCAGGCAGGCACCUUUGGGUCCUUGCAGGUGGCUGCCAAUACCUCCACCGUGGAGCUUGUCGAUGAAUUGGAACCAGAGACUGAUACACGAGAGCCGCUGACCCGCAUCCGCAACAACUCGGCCAUCCACAUCCGGGUCUUCAGGGUUGCACCCAAGUAA
Odobenus rosmarus divergens (Pacific walrus) is the source of this 423-nucleotide messenger RNA. Its product is annotated as ribonuclease P protein subunit p20-like. Gene Ontology annotation, biological process: tRNA 5'-leader removal. Gene Ontology annotation, cellular component: nucleus; ribonuclease MRP complex; nucleolar ribonuclease P complex. NCBI's taxonomy places the organism in Eukaryota, Metazoa, Chordata, Mammalia, Carnivora, Odobenidae. The transcript has a single exon. The coding region runs from base 1 to 423 and encodes 140 amino acids. The record is from RefSeq and is a predicted model, not a curated record. Gene Ontology annotation, molecular function: nucleic acid binding.